CUCGCCGGCACCAUGAAGGCCAUCAUCCAGCGCGUCAGCCGGGCCAGCGUGACAGUUGGUGGGGAACAAAUAAGCUCCAUUGGACAAGGCAUUUGUGUACUACUGGGUCUAUCUGUGGAGGACACUCAGAAAGAACUUGAACAUAUGGUUCGAAAGAUAUUAAACCUCCGUGUGUUUGAAGACGAAAGUGGGAAGCACUGGUCUAAAAGCGUAAUGGACAAGCAGUAUGAGGUGCUGUGUGUCAGCCAGUUCACUCUGCAGUGUAUUCUGAAAGGAAACAAGCCUGAUUAUCACAUGGCAAUGCCAACAGACCAAGCAGAAACUUUCUACAACAGCUUCCUGGAACAGCUCCGCAAAACAUACAAGCCAGAGCUCAUUAAAGAUGGUAAAUUUGGUGCAUACAUGCAAGUAAAUAUCCAGAAUGAUGGGCCCGUGACCAUAGAACUAGAGUCUCCUACGGCUCUCAUUGAUGCUAAGCAGCUGGCAAAACUUGAGAAACAGCAACAGAGGAAAGAGAAGACCAGAAUGAAGGUGCCCUCUGAAUCUAGCAGGGAGAGGAAUGUUCCUAGAAGUAAAAAUGAUCCCAGUGCCAGCAGCGGAGCAGAAGGGGAUGUGUCUUCAGAAAGGGAACCUUAGCUA
Molecule: messenger RNA, 639 nt
Organism: Euleptes europaea (tarantolino)
Lineage: Eukaryota; Metazoa; Chordata; Lepidosauria; Squamata; Sphaerodactylidae
Gene: DTD1
Product: D-aminoacyl-tRNA deacylase 1
Exons: 5
Coding region: 13-636 (207 amino acids)
Biological process (GO): tRNA metabolic process
Cellular component (GO): cytoplasm
Molecular function (GO): D-tyrosyl-tRNA(Tyr) deacylase activity
Source: RefSeq, a predicted model, not a curated record